Molecule: messenger RNA, 3744 nt
Organism: Eremomyces bilateralis CBS 781.70
Lineage: Eukaryota; Fungi; Ascomycota; Dothideomycetes; Eremomycetales; Eremomycetaceae
Product: urea carboxylase
Exons: 6
Coding region: 177-3581 (1134 amino acids)
Molecular function (GO): metal ion binding; ATP binding
Source: RefSeq, a predicted model, not a curated record
GCGAUAUUCAUUCGUCCUAGAUAUUUCUGAAUAUAAUUUGGCUCAUCUGUUCUGACCAUGUCGUUAGCGAUGAUAUCCUGCAGAUAUGCAAAAAACACGCCAUCCAUGCCGUUAUUCCAGGCUACGGGUUUCUCAGCGAGAAUGUGGACUUCGCGAAGAGGGUAAUAGAUGCCGGGAUGGUCUUCGUUGGCCCAUCUUCGGACUCGAUUCUAGAGAUGGGCUUGAAACAUAGAGCAAGAGAGAUUGCAAUUCAGGCGAAGGUGCCCGUGGUACCUGGCACCGAUCUGCUCGAAUCCGAGGACGAAGUAUUGGCUGCCGCGGAGCGCCUUGGAUAUCCAGUGAUGCUCAAAGCCACCGGUGGAGGAGGCGGUAUGGGUCUUCAAGUCUGCAAAUCGACCGAGGACGUUAGCGCUGCUUUCGCCAUGGUCCGCAGUAGAGGAGAGAAGCUGUUCAAGAACUCAGGGUUGUUUCUCGAAAAAUACUAUCUCAAUAGUCGCCAUAUAGAGGUCCAGGUCUUUGGCAAUGGCACCGAGACCGUUCACUUCGGCGAGAGGGAAUGUAGCAUUCAACGUCGGCACCAGAAGGUCAUCGAAGAGUGUCCAAGUCCGUUUGUUGCAGCUCAUCCCGAACUUCGGCAACAGCUGACCGAAUGCGCCACGCGGUAUGCCAUGCGACUGAAUUACAAAUCCGCAGGCACAGUCGAGUUUCUAGUCGACGAUGAGAGCGGUGGCUUCUUCUUCUUAGAAAUGAACACCAGAUUGCAGGUCGAACACGGAAUUACAGAACUGUGUUACGACGUUGAUCUAGUCGCUCUCAUGUUGCGACAAGCUGAUAUGGAAAAACUCGGGGCUGGUGGCAUCCCAUCAUCAGAACUCCGCAGUUUGCAAAAGCCUGGUCCUACCAGCGCGGCGAUCGAGGCUCGUAUUUAUGCGGAAGAUCCAUACCGAGGGUUUGCCCCCAGCCCCGGUAUCUUCCAAGAAGUUCACUGGCCGGAACAAGAAGGGGUACGAAUAGACACGUGGGUUCAAUCUGGCCAGGACGUGAGCCUACACUAUGAUCCCCUACUGGCAAAAGUCAUGGUGCAUGCGCCCACGAGGGAGCAGGCCAUAGAGAAGAUGGGCGAUAUUUGUUCAGAAGGCAUCGCUCUGAAAGGCCCUACAACCAAUCUGGACUUUUUAAGGAAAGUGAUGGCCAGCGAUGCCUUCGACAAGGGGGAUACAUUGACAAAUUUCCUAGACACCCGCUUCGCUUAUGAGCCGUGCGGGAUCGACAUUAUUAGUCCUGGCGCCUAUUCGACCAUCCAAGAUUUCCCGGCACGAGCAUCAAUUGGCCAUGGUGUUCCCAAGAGCGGUCCAAUGGACAACAUAACUGCUCGUAUUGCUAAUCUCCUGGUGCACAACGCACCAGGGACAGAGGUUAUUGAGAUGACCUUAUUUGGGGCGGAGCUCCUAUUCACAUCCGCAGCAGUGGUAUCAGUGUGCGGUGCAAGCGCUCUAGUGACUGUUGACGGAAGUGAGCGACCUAUGUGGUCUACUCUCGUGGUCAAGGCUGGUCAAACUCUGAAAAUCGGUACAGUUAGUGGUGUUGGCUGUCGAAUGUACCUCGCUGUUCGAGGAGGUUUCCCUAAUAUCCCCCUAUUUUGUGGAUCCAGGUCAACAACUCCAAGCCUGAAAUUUGGUGGUACCCAGGGACGAACGAUCCGUAAAGGUGAUUUCCUGCAACUCACGGAUUUGACUUCGACGUGGGCGGCCGAGACUCAUGAAUACACUCUCCCGUCCGCCAUGAUACCACCGAUGGAGGUCAAGGAAGUGUAUGUUCUACAAGGUCCCCACGAUUCCGACGACAUAAUGACCAUGGCGGACAAGGACAUGUUGUACAACACAGAAUGGAAAGUGGGCCACAAUUCGAAUAGAACCGGUGUCCGCAUUAUUGGCCCAGCACCGGAAUGGGCUCGAAAAGACGGAGGCGAGGCUGGUUCCCACCCUUCCAACUAUCUCGAUUAUGGCUACCCUUCUCCUGGAGGUGUGAACUGGGGCGGUGACUCCGGCUGUAUAUUCUCAGUGGACAGCCCGAAUUUCGGAGGACUCAUCUGCUCGACCACGGUGAUCUCCGCCGAGAUGUGGAAGUUGGGCCAAUUGAAACCUGAUACCUCCUUUCGCAUGAUACCCGUGUCUCUCGAAGAUGCCGUCCAGCAAAUUCGCCGUGUCGAUCUAUGCCUUUCGGCUAUUGCGGAUGAAAUCGAUGGAAAGCUUGCGGCUGCAGUACAGCCGGUCUGGAGUCUUGGUCGCAGUGAUAUCAUACCGUACGGUGCUGUUUUGCAGACCGUCCAAGCAUCCUCGGAAAAUCCACUCCGACCUAAAGUGGUGUAUCGACAGGCUGGGGAUAGAUUCCUUCUGAUCGAAUUUGGCGAGCAGAGGACGGAUAUUGCCGUGGUCGCUUUAAUUCGGCUGCUAAUGGAGAAGUUGGAGUCGCUGGCCGAUCUAACGCUGCUCCUCACCCCACAUGUGGGAUCAGUGACAAUCGAAUACGAUCCAUUCCAGAUAUCCCAGAGCAAGCUCCUGUCGCGCAUUCAUGAAAUCGAAUCCAACAUCCUGGCGACGAUCGAUAUAACCAUUCCUUGCCGUGAGAUCCGAUUGCCACUUGUGAUGGACCAUCCGGAUGUUCAGGAGUGUAUCCAGAGAUACAUGGACACGGUCAGGAACAAAGCAGCAUAUCUUCCCGACAACAUUGAGUAUCUCCGCAAGUGCAAUGGCUUGCAGUCACGAAGGGAAGUUUUCGAGAAAAUGCUCCAUACGGAAUACGUAGUGGUGGCUGUUGGGUUCCUCUGCGGUGCUCCAAUGCUCUUUCCACUGAAUCCGACAUUCCUACAGUGUCAAAAAUACAACCCCACAAGGGUGUCGACUCCGGGUGGAACCUUAGGGCUUGGUGGCUCCAUCGUGGCUGCUUACCCCAUUGAGCAGCCAGGAGGGUACAUGAUUGUCGCAAGGUCCUUAGAGCUGUGGGACCCAUUCGGGACCAAGCCAGGAUUUACCUCGGAGAGGCCAUGGAUGUUUGAACCUUUCGACAAAAUCAAAUUCUACGAAGUGAGCGUCGAAGAGUACGAUUUGCUAGCACUAGAUUUCUCUGCUGGGAGAUAUCAGUGGCAGGUUUCAGAGUCGUCUUUCAAUGUGCGCGAGGCAUAUGACACGUUCCAAAAGGCGAAGUCCGAUGCUAGUGUUCUCGAGUACAAGAGGCGCCAACAAGAAGGACUGAAGGAGCAAGAGCAAAUUGAAAGAGGCCUUUACUCCACGUGGAAGGCCGAGAUAGAAUCGGAAGAGAAGGCGGAAUUGGGAGGUGAGAGUACGGUGGACCUAAACGACACCAACUCCGUUUCAUCACCAAUGGCGGCCAAUGUGUGGAAGGUAGAAGUGAAGCCCGGAGACGAACUCAAAGAAGGCCAACUCAUCUCGAUCCUGGAAGCCAUGAAGAUGGAGGUCAAUAUCUAUGCUCAAAAGAGUUUAGCUGGCUUGAAGGUCGAUGCGAUUCUGAAAAAGCCUGGAAGUAUCGUCGGUGCUGGUGAUGUGAUUCUGAGCGCUAAAUAAAGAAUACGUAUAUGAAAAGAGAGCACGCAGGACUAUCUACAUAAUAUAUACUGCAACAUCGAGAUGUAUUUGUCUGGCCAGAAAGAACAGGGUGAAUUGGAUGCCAAAGUCGAGUCUGGGUUCGUCUCUUAUCAUUCAGGCAACUUUGGUAUUAUUUUCUGUC